CCCAUCUCUCUCCUCCCUCUCCUUUCACUUCUACUUCUUCUAUUUCUCUCUUGCAGAUAGUACAGUCAUAAUAGACUAUUGUAGCCAAACUUGAUUGAGUAAUGAUGUGGAGUGAGGGAGAGAGAGAAGGUUUUUUUUUCUUGGUUUGAAUUGAUUGCUUCUCUUGUGGGUUGGGUUUUGUUUUUGGCUUUAAAAAAACUGAAACUUUGAAAGUUUUGAAUUUUGGGGUUUGUGUAUAUUUUUGGAUGGGAAGCACGGGAGAAGGAGUGUUGAAGAAGGAGAAAGAUUGGGGAGACAAGGGUGAACAGUGGUUCUUAAUCCAGCACUGUACAAGGUGGUCUGGUUUUAGACAUGAAAAUGUUUCCUACAAGUGAUAUUACUCUUCCUCUCUCAAGCACUACUCCUUAAAAGCACUCAAAGACCCUCUUUUUUUAGAGAGAGAGAGUCUUCUUGAUCUCUGUUUUUUUUGGGUUCUUUUCAAUACAUUCACUCAUGAAGAGACUAAGAAGUUCAGAUUCUCUGGGUGGCUUGAUGUCCAUGUGUCCAAACACAGCAGACGAACAGAGUCCAAGAAACAAUCAUGUGUACAGUAGAGAAUUCCAGUCCAUGUUGGAUGGCUUGGACGAAGAAGGCUGCAUAGAAGAAUCCGUCCACGUCUCAGAGAAGAAACGAAGACUGAGCGUGGACCAAGUCAAGGCCUUGGAGAAGAACUUUGAGGUUGAAAACAGGCUUGAACCAGAGAGGAAAGUGAAACUUGCUCAGGAACUCGGGUUGCAGCCAAGACAAGUGGCUGUGUGGUUCCAAAACCGCCGUGCACGGUGGAAGACUAAGCAAUUGGAGAGGGAUUAUGGUGUUCUUAAGGCCAAUUAUGAAGCUCUCAAGCUCAACUUCGAUACCCUCCAACGCGACAAUGAAGGUCUAUCCAAAGAGAUCAGGGAACUGAAAGUGAAGCUGAAUAUGGAGAACCCAGAGAGCAAUAUCUCUGUAAAAGAAGAGAUAGUGGUACCUUCAACUGAUGAUGAGAAAGCCAUAGAUGAGACCAAUCCGCCACCAUCACCAACUCUCGCAUCUUCUCUUUCUACGAAGGAUCUGAUGAAUAACAACUACGAGAGCUUCGAGAAUUACAACAAUGGAGGAUUUGGCUCAUCAGACAGUGACUCAAGUGCCAUCUUGAACGAAGACACAAGCCCAAACAGGGGGGCAAUUUCCUCAUCUGGGUUUCUCCAAGAACACCAGCUACUGAUGUCAUCAUCUUCCCCAUCAUCGUCUUCAAUGAAUUCCUUCCAGUUCUCAAAAGCAACAUUAUAUCAAACCCAGUGCGUGAAAAUGGAGGAGCACGACUUCUUUAGUGGAGAAGAAGCCUGCAAUUUCUUCUCUGAUGAACAAGCUCCUUCUCUUCAAUGGUACUGCCCUGAUCAGUGGACCUAAUCAAAUAAAUCAAGAACUGGACAAAUAAUGGAGUCUCCAAAAUGGGUUCUUUGGGUUUUGUGAAGAAAUGGAAGACGUUGCUCAACUGGGUUUUUGUCGAAUAAAUGAACUGAACAAAAUCAACGAUGGUGGAAAAAUGCAAAAACAACAUUGGAGGAAGAAGAAGAAGAGACAGAGGGAGAGGAGAGGUUCACGUGCGAUAAUGAUCAGGUAGUAAUUGGAAGUCUCCGCUGUAAAAAUUUUAUGGAAAAUAAUUUUACUGUUUAAUGGAGAUAAAAAAAAAUCUUAUCUUUCUCUUCUUUUUAUACUAAUUUUAUUUGCUUU
Messenger RNA from Tripterygium wilfordii, 1752 nucleotides. Its product is annotated as homeobox-leucine zipper protein ATHB-6-like. Gene Ontology annotation, biological process: positive regulation of DNA-templated transcription. The record is from RefSeq and is a predicted model, not a curated record. Gene Ontology annotation, molecular function: sequence-specific DNA binding; DNA-binding transcription factor activity, RNA polymerase II-specific. The transcript is spliced from 3 exons. The coding region runs from base 493 to 1428 and encodes 311 amino acids. Gene Ontology annotation, cellular component: nucleus. NCBI's taxonomy places the organism in Eukaryota, Viridiplantae, Streptophyta, Magnoliopsida, Celastrales, Celastraceae.